Messenger RNA from Hibiscus syriacus, 1308 nucleotides. RefSeq lists its product as uncharacterized. The record is from RefSeq and is a predicted model, not a curated record. The transcript is spliced from 2 exons. NCBI's taxonomy places the organism in Eukaryota, Viridiplantae, Streptophyta, Magnoliopsida, Malvales, Malvaceae. Bases 1 to 1308 code for a protein of 435 amino acids.
AUGGUAGUUGCGCUUAGCGUGGAGCAGGGGGUGAACCGACUUGUUGUGGAAACUGAAAAUAAACAGGUGGUGGAUGCACUCAAUUUUCCUGAACAGGAUUGCGAGCCGGCUCUUACGCGGCGUGUACGGCAAGAGCCAAACGGAGCUAGAGGAUUAAGGCAGGGUGACCCACUCUCCUCUUUUAUAUUUUUUCUUGCUAUGCAUGUUUUAUCUAAGAUGCUUAAUUUGGCUGCUACAAAAAGAGUGUUUGGUUACCACCCUAAAUGCAAAAGGAUUGGCCUAACCCAUCUUUCUUUUGCUGAUGAUCUAAUGAUAUUCUGUAAGGGUAAUGCUGACUCUAUUAUGGGCAUCUUAAUUGUUCUUGAUCAUUAUAAUGAAAUCUCUGGGCUUCAUCUUAAUUCUUCCAAAUGUGAGAUUUUCAUUGCUGGUUGUUCUUCAAGAACAUUGGACUUUUUUCAACAGAUUACUGGUUUAAAAAAUGGCAGCUUGCCUGUGAGAUACUUAGGUAUCCCUCUAGUUACUCGUAAACUUACUGAGAAGUAUUGUGCAGUCCUUAUUGAUAAAAUUAAACAGAGGCUUCACCAUUGGUCUAAUAGGGAUCUGAGUUACGCUGGCAGACUUGAACUCAUCCGUUCUGUCCUUUUCAGUGUCUCGAAUUACUGGUACAGACAUCUUAUCCUACCCCAUUCGAUUCUUUUAAAAGUGGACCAGCUCUGUUCCAGAUUUUUCUGGAAAGGUGAAGAGAAGGCAGUUGCAGGUGCUCGAGUCAACUGGGAAUUUAUCUAUUUCUUAAAAGCCGAAGGUGGUCUUGGUCUUAAGAACACAAAAACAUGGAACAAAGCGUGUACUAUUGAUCUCAUUAGGAAAAUCUUAGUGGGUGAUGGAUCGCUUUGGGUUGCAUGGUUAAAAUUUUAUAUUUUUAAAGAACAUGAGUUUUGGAAUUAUGUUGCAGGUUCAAAUGUGAGGUGGAAUAUAAACAGAAUGUUAAAAAUGCAUCCUACUGUAUUCCCCAUCUUCUCUACUUCCGAUUCACUUAGGCUAAGAGACAUCUGGGAUUCAAUUAGAAACAAAAGGGAGAAAGUAUCUUGUCACAAACUUAUCUGGUUUCCCUUGCACAUUCCAAAAUUUAGUUUGAUUGCUUGGAUGGCUUUGCUGAACAGAUUACCCACAAGAGAUCGGCUGCUCAAAAUGGGAAUUAACACUGAAUGGACCUGUGUAAACUGUAGUAAUGACCAAGAGACAAGAAACCAUCUUUUCACUCAAUGUACUCUUGUUUUUUCAUCUUUGGAACUCCAUUCUGCCGCUUAA